This is a messenger RNA of Marmota monax (woodchuck), 1514 nucleotides long. RefSeq names its product SH2 domain containing 1B (gene Sh2d1b). NCBI's taxonomy places the organism in Eukaryota, Metazoa, Chordata, Mammalia, Rodentia, Sciuridae. The record is from RefSeq and is a predicted model, not a curated record. The transcript is spliced from 4 exons. Bases 178 to 570 code for a protein of 130 amino acids.
UUGUGAAGCUCACUGAGCUCCAUUGAGCAACCCCAUCUCCUUCCCACCCAACUAGAGGAAGAGGUAUUUCCACAAGCCUCCUUAAGCCAGCUGCCUCCUCUUCCCUGUUCAGAGCCAUCCCGUGGCUUGGAGUUGGAUUUCAGGUUAACAGGCCACUAAAACACAAGAAGGCUCUUCAUGGAUCUACCUUACUACCACGGCCCUCUGACCAAGCGAGACUGUGAGAUCUUAUUGCUCAAGGAAGGAGCGGAUGGCAACUUUCUGCUAAGAGACAGCGAGUCUGUGCCAGGAGCCCUGUGCCUCUGUGUCUUGUUUAGAAAUUUUGUCUAUACAUACCGAAUCUUCAGAGAGAGACAUGGGUACUACAAGAUUCAGACUUUGGAAGGUACUCCAAAACAGAUCUUUCCAAGCCUAAAGGAAUUGAUCUCCAAGUUUGAAAAGCCAAACCAAGGUCUGGUGGUUCACCUUUCAAAGCCAAUAAAGAGAAGCAGUCCCAGCUUAAGAAGGAGAAGAUUGAAAGUUAAACUGGAUGAGAACAAUGAUGACGACUAUGUGAAUGUCUUACCUUAAAGGUGAAGAUAAGAACUCUGGACAAAGCAAAUUAAAGAAGAGAUGGGGCAACAACUCUCACAGUUGGUAACUGCUUCACCUGCAAAGUGUAGGUCUGGAAUGACAAAUUCUCGUGGCCAAUUCAGAAUCUCCCAGUCAGGAUAACUGAAGAUCUUCUAUUAGCCUCAGAGAAAUCACUCCUCAUAUCCCUGCCUUCAAGACGAACACUACAAGAAGGCUUAAAGCCCCUCUUCACUUCUUGGAAAGGGACACCUGACCCUAUUCUUCCUGACUCGUUAAAGGAACGACAUCACAGUUGACAUCCUCUUUCUGUCAGCUUCAUACAGAGGAAAGGGCACUUGGCAAUGAGUUCUGAACCCUGAGUUUCAGUCCAGUGACUGUGGUUUUGCAAAAAUCACAGUCUAUUUCUUCAUUAAUAAAAAGUAGCUGGGGUUAGGGGCAGGGGUUAUACAUACUGGCCUAGUCUCUCUGUAGAACUUGGUUGUGUUCAGUGGAGUUAGAGAAUCCAGAAGUGCUGGAAAUGUGUACGGUAAGGGAUCAGGGUCUCAUUCUCCUCACACAGCCAACAUAUUCUCUGUACUUGCCUUACUUAGGGAUUUAUGUUUUCUUUUGUAUCAAAGUUAAACCUGUAAUGCAAUAUAAACAUGCUUACCGUAGCCUAAAUUUCACAUGUAUAAUGGAGCCAUCUUAAGUUAGGAAAACCUGUGGUCAGAAUGGAGCCAUUUUAAAAUUCCUUAACAGGUAUCCGAUCACAACUGUAGGCCCUUUCCGUGCUCUGUAUAGUGAUAUAUGUGGGUAUUUUAAAGAUAUUCUCCUGGGCUGGGGAUGUGGCUCAAGUGGUAGCGCGCUCGCCUAGCAUGCAUGAGGCACCACAUAAAAAUAAAAAUAAAGAUAUUGUGUCCAUCUAAAACUAAAAAAUAAAUAUUUUUUUAAAAUACUUUAAA